Trichomonas vaginalis G3 is the source of this 654-nucleotide messenger RNA. RefSeq lists its product as uncharacterized. Gene Ontology annotation, molecular function: protein binding. The transcript has a single exon. Bases 1 to 654 code for a protein of 217 amino acids. The record is from RefSeq and is a predicted model, not a curated record. Lineage: Eukaryota; Parabasalia; Trichomonadida; Trichomonadidae.
AUGGAAGAUAUUGCUGCUCCUCCCGAAGUAAAGGAACAAAUACAACAGAGAAUGAAAGAUUCGAAGGUAAUUAGUGACAUGGAAAAGCGUGUUCUCGAUGCUUUAAAUGUAGCUGCAAAAGAAAUUGUUAAUAACGUGCCAAUCGAAAAAUCAGCAUUAUUACACGAUCCAUUCAAGAACGAAACAGAAUAUACAGUCAUGGCUCUUUCUGCUAUUGUUAAGUUCUUAGAAGAAAAGGGCUACAAUUUUGCUUUAAAAGCUUUAAUUGCAGAAACCAAUUUCAAAAAUGCCGAUAAAUACGAAGCUCCCAAUAUCAAAGACAUUUUGGAUAAUCUAAUGGAACAGGAAGAGGAAGAAAAUUUCGAAGUCGUCGAUGAUCAAGAUGAACAAAACGAUGAAGAUGAUCAUCAACAAGAAAUAGACGAUGAUUCAGAGCAAGACUUAUCAAUUGAUUUAUCAGAUGAAAACUCUGAUGAAGAAAUUCCGAAAGCAAAACCUCAGCCUAAGGUUGAAGAAAAACCUGUUGAAAAGAAACCAGAACCUACACCAGCAUUCUUCCAACAGUUUAACCAACGUAAAAUACCUCCAGCACAAAAUAUCAAGAAGAUUGAUUUUGAUUCAAACUCAUAUAUUGUAUCUGUUAAAGACUUAUAA